This is a messenger RNA of Paramecium pentaurelia, 1463 nucleotides long. NCBI's taxonomy places the organism in Eukaryota, Ciliophora, Oligohymenophorea, Peniculida, Parameciidae. The record is from the annotation of a GenBank genome assembly.
AUGAAGUAAAUUGGUCAUUAUACAUACGAUGAAAUAAAUUGUCUCGGAUAAGGAGCAUAUGGCAAAGUCUAUGAAGGAUUAAAUACUCUCAAUAAUGAAACUGUUGCUAUAAAGAAGUUAGACUUGAUUCUAUUUGAAAAGGAUAAGUAUUUACGUAAACAAAUAGGUAAAUCAUCUAUUCAAUAUCAACAAAGUUCAGGAGAUAGAAAUAAUGAGUAAACUCAAUCAUAAAAACAUAGUAAAAUUUGUUGAGCUCUUGGCUACUAAGAAAUCCUUAUUUAUAGUGACUGAAAUUUGUCAUAAUGGAGAUCUUAAAUCAUUAAUUGCUAGCAAGAAUAUUAGUGAGUAACAAGUAUGUAAAUCCUAUUAUGUCAUAGGCUAUUGACAUUAUGCUAUAAAUAUUAGAAGGUUUCAAAGAAUUAAUUAAGAGUGGUGUUAUUCAUCGAGAUAUGAAACCAGCCAAUGUUCUCAAUGAUAAGGGUACUGUUAAAAUUGCUGAUUUCGGAUUUGCUAAAUAUGUUGAGAAUUAUUCCUCAUAAUUACUUAAAUCUUGUGUAGGAAGUCCACUCUAUAUGGCACCAUAAGUUUUAGAAAGACAUCAUUAUAGUACCAAAUGUGAUAUUUGGUCACUUGGAGUAAUUUUUUAUGAAAUGUUACACUUUGAUGUACCAUGGAAAGGGAGAGAUGAAGAGGACCUUUUACACAAUAUAAAAACUUAACCAUUACAAUUUAAAAAUGACCUUAGUACAUUUUCAAAACAAUUUCUUACCAUAGUAAAUAUUAUUCUAUUUUUGAUAGACUCUUGUAAUUGAAGAAGAAAACAGAGCUUCAUGGAAUCAGAUUUUUGAACUCUCUAAUAAUUCUGAGUUAUAUAAAUCAAUAUCUUCUGAAGAUAUUAGUGAAGAAAGUAUUUAAAAAUUACCUACUUGGAUUUAAAGACCUAGUAUUUAAUAAAAAUAAGACAAAAAAGUAGAUGAACAGAAACUAUAAUAGAUAGAAGAAUUAUAAUAAUUAAGAAAACAAUUAGCUUAUUAACACUUCAUAAUGACUGAAUGUUAUACAGAAUAAAUUAUUAAUGAGAACAAUGACUGUAUUAACAUAUUGAUCAAUUAUUUGAAUGAAAAUAUUGUUAAAAAAUCAGUAUAUUUGAUAUAAGUAAUUUUGAUGAAUAAAAUAGACAAGCAUUGAUUUGUAUCAAAGAUUUUCAUAAAAAAAUUUAUUAUGGAAAAUGUAAGAAUAAUUAAAUAAUGAACAUAAUUAUUAUUUGUAAAUGUAGAUUGAUUUUAAAUAACAAUUAUCUCAGAACUAAUGUUUUGAUAAACCAAAUGAUAAAUAAAUAAAUGAAGCAAAGAAUUAAUUGUUAAAAUGUAAUAAUACAAAUGUAAAUAUUUGAUUAUUGAUAAUUUAGAUAGGCUGCAUAAAUGUUGUUAAAUUUGAUAGAUAAUUAUAAUUGGAUAGAGUGA